UAGCGCUUGCGCAGUUUUUCCACCUGGGAAGUAAUCCUCUCUCUUUUCUGAUCAGUUUUGUUGUGGUACGGGUUUUUUUUCGCUGGAGGUGGCCUUCGGUUCAGUUAAAAUCAGGGAUGGCUCAUGAUCAGGAUGAUAACGCGGCCUUCUACGAGCAGCUGCGGUUACAGCAAUUAUACGGGGAGCGCGAUAAGGAUGAUGGCCAAGAUCCUUACAUUUGCCGAGACCCUACUGAUGGCACAGAGUACGAGUGGGACGUGGAGAAGAAAGCUUGGUUUCCAAAAAUCACAGAUGAUUUUCUGGCAAUGUAUCAUGCAAACUAUGGCGUAGACACAGAAAAUAAAGAUGAUUCUAAAGAAAGCAAUUCUCCUGAAACAAGCCAUCCCCCAAACUCUAAGUCCAAAGAUGAAGAGCAGCUUAAUACAAAAAGUAAAGCCACAUCUGAACCAGCUGAGUCUAAAGCAAAGGGGGAGAAGAGAAAAGCAGACCCAGGUUGGUUUCAUGUAGAUGAUCAGAGAAACACAAAUGUGUAUGUAACAGGACUUCCUCCAGACAUUACAAAUGAUGAAUUUGUCGAACUUAUGUCUAAAUGUGGGAUAAUCAUGCGGGAUUUACAAACAGAGGAAUAUAAAGUAAAGUUAUACAAAGACAAAGAAGGCAACCUGAAGGGUGAUGGCUUGUGUUGCUAUCUUAAGAGAGAAUCUGUAGAAUUAGCUUUGAAACUCAUUGAUGAGUAUGAGAUCAGAGGAUACAAGCUUCAUGUUGAAAGUGCAACGUUUCAACUGAAGGGGCAGUAUGAUGCUACCAGAAAGAAGAAGAAAUGCAAAGACUACAAGAAAAAGUUAUCUUUACAACAAAAACUAUUAGACUGGAGGCCAGAGAAAAAAGCUAGUGAUGUUCGAAAGCGAUUUGAAAGGGUUAUAAUAAUUAGGAACAUGUUUCAUCCAUCAGAUUUUGAGGAAGAUCCAUUAGUUUUAAAUGAAAUCAGAGAAGACCUUCGUUCUGAAUGUGAGAAGUUUGGACAAGUGAAGAAAGUUCUCAUAUUUGACCGACACCCAGAUGGAGUAGCCUCUGUUGCGUUUAAAGAGGCUGAUGAGGGGGAUGCCUGUAUACAAGCCUUAAACAGAAGGUGGUUUGGUGGUCGGCAGCUCGUUGUGGAAACUUGGGAUGGAGUAACAGAUUAUCAGAUUGAAGAAACAGACCGUGAAAGAGAAGAGCGACUUAAAGGGUGGGAGACCUUUUUGGUGGCAGGUGAGACAAAAAGCUCAGAAGGCACUCAGAAAGAGAGUUCAACCACUCCGAAUAAUGGACAGCCUUCUGAGGAAAAAAAUGAUAGUGCUAUAUCAGAAAAUGACAAAGACAAUAACGUUCAUCAUGUAGAACAAAUUAAAGACGAUGGUCAGUCAACAGACAGCAGCCUUGGAAGCAGUGAUGAAGAAUCAGAGAGAGGAGAUGUUUAAUCAUUAAAGAAAAUGUUCACUUUAGCUUGCUCUAUGUGCUUUUUAUAUCCAUGAUUCCGAAGUAUGAUAUGUCUUCAUUCAAUGCAAUAUCUUCAGAAAAAUGUUAUAUAUUUAUAUACGCAAUGAGUGAUGAUUUAAAAGUACUGGGGCAAUUUUAUUGAAAAUUUUGCUACAAGUGAGACUUUGUGAGCAGCCCCGUACAACUGGAUAAGCUUGUUUCUGGGGCAGUCAUUUUCUCCAAAUUAAGAAGAAUUUAAUGAGAGAUUCUGUGUGGUUGUGUCUUUUGUUAUGGUGUAAUAAAUAGAGCCUGUCAUAAAGUGCAUAUUUUUGUAUUUUAGUGCUCAACUGUUGCACAUAAUUUAGUUACUUAAGUAUGGAAAUGUUAAGGUUGAUAAACUCUUAUAAUUUUAGUAAAUUUUGCAUUAAUCUAUGUAAAAAUGUA
This is a messenger RNA of Bombina bombina (fire-bellied toad), 1902 nucleotides long. It is a transcript of the gene HTATSF1, whose product is annotated as HIV-1 Tat specific factor 1. Gene Ontology annotation, biological process: mRNA splicing, via spliceosome. Gene Ontology annotation, molecular function: RNA binding. The transcript is spliced from 9 exons. Gene Ontology annotation, cellular component: U2-type spliceosomal complex; U2 snRNP. The record is from RefSeq and is a predicted model, not a curated record. The coding region runs from base 117 to 1460 and encodes 447 amino acids. NCBI's taxonomy places the organism in Eukaryota, Metazoa, Chordata, Amphibia, Anura, Bombinatoridae.